AUGAGUGAUUCUCCUGUUAAGAAACUCGAACUCGGCAUGGCAAACAAGGAGAAUGCCCCGGGCUCUGCCCCCCUCGCCGACGCUGAUCUGAAAAAGGUCGAUACUGAGGCCCUCAAGCUCAAUGUCUCCGAAGAACCAAAAAGACAGCUCACGCCAAAGGAGCUUGAAGCCGAGGAGCCAUUGCUUCAGGAGAACCCCCAUCGAUUUGUCCUCUUUCCUCUUAAGUAUCACGAGAUCUGGCAAAUGUACAAGAAGGCUGAAGCAUCUUUCUGGACUGCUGAGGAGAUCGACUUGUCCAAAGAUCUUCACGACUGGAACAACAAACUCAAUGAUGACGAGCGAUACUUUGUCUCUCGUGUGCUGGCAUUCUUCGCCGCUUCUGACGGAAUUGUCAACGAGAACCUUGUGGAGCGCUUCAGUGGUGAAGUCCAAAUCCCAGAGGCCCGUUGUUUCUAUGGAUUUCAGAUCAUGAUGGAAAACAUCCAUUCAGAAACAUACUCCCUUCUGAUUGACACAUACAUCAAAGAACCGAAGCAACGUACCUAUCUCUUUGAUGCUAUCGAUACCAUUCCUUGCAUUCGCAAGAAAGCCGACUGGGCUAUUCGAUGGAUCCAGGAUAGUGAAUCCACAUUUGCACAGCGUCUUAUUGCUUUCGCCGCUGUUGAGGGUAUCUUCUUCAGUGGUUCUUUUGCUUCUAUUUUCUGGUUAAAGAAGCGUGGUCUCAUGCCUGGCCUUACUUUCUCCAACGAGCUGAUCUCUCGUGACGAGGGUCUUCACACUGACUUUGCUUGCCUCCUCUUCUCUCACCUCCGCCACCGUCCCAGCCCAGAAGCUGUUGCAGCAAUCAUCAUUGAAGCCGUGGAAAUCGAGCAAGAGUUCUUAACCGAUGCUCUUCCAUGUGCUCUCCUUGGCAUGAACUCCAAGUUGAUGUGCCAAUACAUCGAGUUCGUAGCCGACCGGUUACUUGUAGCUCUUGGCAACAAGAAACAUUAUAACUCCACGAACCCAUUCGACUUCAUGGAUAACAUCUCGCUUGCCGGCAAGACCAACUUUUUUGAGAAGCGUGUUGGCGAUUACCAAAAAGCUGGUGUCAUGGCUAGUACGAAAAAAGACGAUGCGGAAGAAGCUAUCGAUAAUGGUGGCGCUUUCAACUUCGAUGAAGAGUUUUAG
Molecule: messenger RNA, 1170 nt
Organism: Ophidiomyces ophidiicola
Lineage: Eukaryota; Fungi; Ascomycota; Eurotiomycetes; Onygenales; Onygenaceae
Gene: RNR2
Product: Ribonucleotide-diphosphate reductase (RNR), small subunit
Exons: 3
Coding region: 1-1170 (389 amino acids)
Biological process (GO): deoxyribonucleotide biosynthetic process
Molecular function (GO): oxidoreductase activity
Source: RefSeq, a predicted model, not a curated record